UGUGUUGUUGGGAGGCCUGUAGCCGGGAUGUUCUACUGCUAACUUUUGUCACUGGUUUCUUUAUUUAAAGGCACUCAUGAGAUGGAUAUCUGAUUUCAAGGGAAUACAUGAUUAACACUCUAGGUUGAGGAGGUUCAGGUCUCUGCAAGUCUAUAAGACUUUCCUGAACUUAACAAUCUUGAUCUUGCUGGUAUCACUGCCGACAUGCUUGAGAUGCGGGUGGAGCUCGGUUACCGUGACAAUAAUUUUUUGAAACCAGCCCACUUUCCAACUGGUAUUACACCACCUCCACUAUUACAUGCUUCAUCUCUUGAACUGUUCUCACCCCCGGUGCUGUCCCCACCCCCCACAAAGCAGCCACGCCUAACUGCCCCGGGGGGUAGCUACCUGUCGCAGGGCUGUUGUCGAGAACCAGGUCUGAUGAUUCCACUUUAUCAUUGUAACCAAAGUGAGGCUUCAGCCGGGAUGUUGAAAAACAAUGACAGUGUAGUGACUGCUUUUGCAAGUUCGGCAAGGCGUUCAGUAUCAGAGGAGCACCUGUUCUUUCGUGAAAAGUGUAACCGCACAAGUCACAGUAAUGCAUGGUGUCGCUCCAGUUCCUCCUUACAGGAACAUGGCAUGAUGGAAGAAGAGGUGCACCAGGACGCAGCCAUCAACCUGUCCACCGGACGAGAUACUGUUCGAGACGUUGCAAGAGACGCUGCCACUGUUGGGGCAGCAAUUCUCAAUGGAGAUGUCAGGAAUGGUGACCUGCAUCAGGAAUCACUCCAGAUCUCAGCCUCCCCUCAGGCUCCGCUUCCUGGGAAGAACUCUUCCAGCUUAGUGGGAGCUGCUAAACGGAAGUUGAAGUCGGCAUCUGACACUUCUCCGCAGCUCGCCAAUCUAUCCCAGCAGCCCUUGCUAAUGAUGGCUGCACAGCACGGCCUCUCCCCGCAGCAGGUGCAGCAGCUACUGCAACAGCAAGGAGUUUCCCCACAGCAGCUGCAGCAGAUGAUGCAACAACAGCAGACACUGAUGUUACAACAUCAGCAGCAGCAGCAGAAGCUUCACGAGCAGGUGCUCCAUCAGCUUAACGAGCAGCUCCAGCUGAAUGUCCUCCAGCAGUCUCAGCUUAUCCAGCAGCAACAGCAAGAUAAGCAGAAGAGCGGGAAGCAUGCACAGCAGCAGUUGCAGCAACUGGCCAUCCAGCAGCAGCAGUUGAUUCAGCAGAUCCAGCAGAUACAGCUCCAGCAACGGCAGUACCUCCUGGCCUGUCUCGUCCAGCCCUUCAGUGGGAUGCCACAAGGAAUGAUGUCUCCUGCCGAAAUUCAGCAGUUGUGGAAGGAAGUGGCAGCGCAAUCAGGAUUGGAAGAAACACCCAAAAAUGGGUUGACAAUACCCACAAUUCCAAGUGUAACGAGCGCACCUAGCGUGACUGUUCCUCCCCAGACAACUGUGAUACAAGCUCCCUCAUAUAUGACCAAUGGUGGAAUUCCAGUUGAUGGAUUCUUAUUACCAGGUAUUGCUCCCCUCAACCAGGCUGCACCAAUCAGCAUCCGCCAUAAUGACAGUGCCAAGGCUCAAAUUGGCAGUGAGGCCAUCAACGGGUCUGCCCCACCCAGCAACCCUCUCUUCCGACACAGUGUGUGCAAGUGGCCAGGUUGUGACACUCCUUGUGAUGACUACCAUGCAUUUUCUAAACACCUGAACAGUGAGCAUGUAUUGGACGAUAGAAGUACUGCACAGGCGAGAGUGCAGAUGCAGGUCGUUAGUCAGCUGGAAAUACAGUUGUCCCGGGAGAAGGAGAUGUUACAGGCGAUGAUGCAACAUCUCCAUAUGAAGCCUCCCCAGCAACGUCAGCAUUCGCCGCAGCCCCCUCCACAACCGUCGCAACCACAGCUGCUACCACAGGAAGUGAAGCCCGAGCCUAUCACACUGAAUACACCCACCAUCAUGCCCAAACUCGCUUCAAUUCCUCUAUCAACGGCACCACCUCACCCAGCCGUAACCGUGGUGACGUCACCAGUGGUUGCCAUGACGCCAACACUGACCCCAAGCUCUCAGCUUCCCAAUGUGUCGCAAGCACCUGCUACGCCUCAGUCGACACCCACUGGUGCAGGGACGAUUAGGCGGCGAGUUUCAGACAAGUGCAAUCUUCCCAUAUCAGCAGAAAUCCAAAGAAAUCGAGACUUUUACAAGAACACAGAUGUAAGGCCUCCAUUUACUUAUGCGUCACUGAUCAGACAGGCUAUCAUUGAGUCUCCACAUCGUCAGCUAACGCUGAAUGAGAUCUACCAGUGGUUUCAGAACACGUUUGCGUACUUCCGACGUAACGAGGCCACUUGGAAGAAUGCUGUGCGCCACAACCUUAGUCUUCACAAAUGUUUUAUGAGAGUUGAGAAUGUUAAAGGCGCUGUUUGGACAGUGGACGAGGUAGAAUUCUACAAACGGAGACCUCAAAAAUUGAGCGGGAGCUUGAAGAGUCCAUCUUUGUCAGACCCGUCAUCAUAUAACGAGACACUGAACGCAAGUCUACGGGCGGCGCUAGGUGAGGCCAGCAUGGCCAUGUUGACAGCAGCUCAUAACCAGAUGACGGGCCAAGAGAGUGCGGAGGACCUGUCCAUGAAGAGCCUCAGUAACAGCCAAGAUGGCUGCUCCCCUCCUUCCCGGGAGGAGGAGAUGAUGAUGCUGAUCAAGCAGGAGCCAUCAGCCCAGGAGGAAGAGGAAGCGGCCCUCAAGCGAGACCAAACAGGUGUGGAGGAGGAGGCAUCAGGGGACUUCCUGCCCACAGAGAGUGCUCCCAGACCUGAAGACAUGGAGGAACAGAUGGCUGGAGAGGAGCCCUCCCAGGCUCUUGUCAUGGCCGACAUCGAGGACGACCAGGCCGCACCAGAGGACAUGAGCAUGGAGGAACAGCCCGAGGCUCUCGGGACAAGCAUGGUGGUUGAUACCGAGGCUGAAGGUGCUGCACUGGCAAAUGGCGGAGCCAGUGAGGCGGAGGCUGACUCGGAUGAAGAUCUGGAGAUGCUUGCUCUCCGACGCAUGCAACAGGAAGCUAGCAAGAUGGUUGCCGCUGCCAACACACAUUCCACAGAUUGAAUCUCAAACACAGCACAGCUGAACUGAGGAUCCUGUCCAAGGAUGCCUCAUCACAUGGAAUCAAUUAGCAUGAAUAGCUUGCAGGGUAGAGGACAAUCUACAAGACAAUUUGCAUAUUUUUUAAUUGUAUGUACUGGUAUAUAUCAUUGGUGAAACGGGCAUGUUAUGAAAGUUGUAAUAUUGUCCCACAAUGACUUUGAGUGAUAUUCCAGUUGCAUCAAGAUAGAUGGUUGCCUUCAGGAAGAAAUAUCAAACAAAUCACUUGUUCAAAACAGAACUGGUACAUGUGUGUGUAUUUAUUCUUCAAGUUAACGCAUUAGCUCUGAUGCAUGUAGAUUAAGGAUUGAAAGAGACAAUGGAUCUGCAAGUAGGACGUCUUGGCCUGGACAUGGUUUCAGUUGGCAGAACUUGUCAAUAUCAUGUCCUGUGUUAGUACCCGGCAGUUUAUGACGGCUUCUCGCUAACUUGUCGCGGGUGGCAUGGUAGCCUAGCUAUCCAGUAGGAGUGUCCGUCUGUGUGUAUGUCUGUCUGUACUGUAUGUCCAGCUUACUUACAGUGGCAGUGUUUAGCGAGGUCUUCAUCGGCCGGCUACGAUCUCAGCCGAUGUCCAGUUGUCUCAGUGUUACGGUGUAUAUAGUCAUAGAGGACGGUUGCCAUGGAUACUCAUGAUCGUAGAAAGAAUUUAGUGUAUGUGAUACACCAGGCUGAUAUAGUCAUGAGUAUGUGUUGUCUUUUGUGAGAAAAAUAAUCAAAAUCUUUUUGUAGUGAAAAUGAAUUGGUGCAAGGUUUUGAAGGCUUGAUUUUGAGAGAUUUUCAAUACCAGAACUGUAUAUGUAUAGCUAAUACCAGAGUUUGUUGUCAAAACCUUUACCUCUGGGAAUGUUUUUUUUUCUAGUAGUGCAUAUUGCUGUGAAAAGUGUGCAAUAAAUAAUAAGUUCAACAAUUGGGCACAAUAUUUUUGAUCUCAGAUCUAUAGAUUGUUAAUAAUGUAUUUUGAUAGAGUAUGAUAUAACACAUGUCCCUAUUGGUUUUGAUAUUUGAUUUAGUAUACUUAUUGAUGAACAAUGUUAACGGUACAUGUCCAAACAAUUUUCUUAAAGACUGAGCUAAAUGGUGUUUAAACAAUUACACUAGUCAGUGAUAAACCAUGGCAACAAUGUGUCAGGGCCUUCUGCAACAUGGCAAAAUUCUGAGCAUUCUGAUAUUUAUUGAUUUUAUGUGAGAUGUCUGUGUAGAUUGAUUGAUACAAUUUGUAUAGAAAUCUUAAAACAGUUUACUUACAGCUUUUGUGUUGUGAAGAUCCAUGACAAUGUGUGAAAGAACGGACAUGUACCUUUAACAUUUUUAUGCUAUUGGUUGGCUCUGCACACCUUCUGCUAGUGCGGCGCUGUCCGUAUCACAUCUUGGCAGCUCAGGGGUAGGCUAGAGAUGCUUGUUAUCACACAGAGUAUUAUAUUGUAGUAACAUGAGGUAGGAACAUGAUAGGUCAUAACAUGAAUAUACCUUGGUAGGAAAUAACGUCAUACAAACUGGAUAUAAGUUAGGGGUAAAAACAUUGAUAUGGCAAUAUGCAUAUUACAUAGCGGGCAAUAACAUGAAUAUUUACAAUUAUUUGAUGUCCUGAUGGAAGUAUUUCACAGACUAUAUAAAUGAAGCGCAGACCGUUAUAUUGACCAAAAUGUCAAACUAUUACUGUACCAUUUGGGGGUUAAUGUUUGAGGUGAGAUCAUCUUUAUUAUUAUCCCCAAUUGGUGGUGAAUUAUGGUGGCAUUACUGUUUCUGUGUAAUAACAAGCCUCUGCUAGAUACACAAUGUGUUGAUUUUCGUAAUCUACACUUUAUAUGUCCACAAUCAAGGUAGAUCUUAAAGCUGAUAGCUUUACAACUAUCUAUCAGUUAAUUAUCAACUUAGUGUACUAAACCCUUUUAGAAGCUAGAAAGCGGAUAUUUCUAGUGUCGUUGUUGCAUAUUGAAUGAUAUCUAGUAUCUUGACCUUGCAUAAACAAUGACUCUGCUGAUUGUAGUGUGAGCCAUACAUUGCUGGAUGUAUGUACAUAAUAUUGGCAGUUGAGACGCUAAGCUGUAGAAUGGCACAAUAGAGUGAUGGCAUGAGAUGCUGCAGUGAGCAUCAAUGUAAGCCAUUAUUCUGUGGUGAAUUGUUUUCAAUGAGUAGUCCGUGAGAUGUACAAAGUUUGUAAUUUUUGAAGGACCACAAACUGACGAUUGAACAGAAAAUUUGGCCUGAAUUGGAAUUCCUGAUUUAGCCAUGAUUGCUAUGGGUCUGUUGAAGUAAUAGAGUAAAUUGCUGUAUGUAAUAAAGUGUUGGAUUUGAGUAAAUUGAUGUGUACAAUAUUGAGUAUGUAAGAAGAUAGUGAAGGUUUUGUCCUGAACUGAUAGUUUUGUCAGCUUGUGUUUUCCAGGGCCUUGCAUUUAGAUAUCGUGGAAACCUCAAGGGGGUUUCAGUGUGUGUCAUUUAUAUGCUACAAGUUGUCUUUUUGUCGUCAUCAAAAACUAUUUCUUUCAUUCUUAUUUAUUUGAAAAUUUAGUCGACUCAACACGUAAACUGUUUUCCUCUGGCAAAUUUUUAUGUAAACCAUUGCUUGUUGAUUUUGUGUUGAAAAGGGAGUUUUUGUGUACCAUCUAUAAUUCACUUGUUUUAAUUAAGAUCAUUCCAGAGAUAAUUCUGCCAAUGUAUCACAAUUUAUGAGUUUUGUCAUGAAUUUAUGUUCAUGUGACACUGGAACCUUUUGAAAUUUUUCAGAUUUAUUUCGAUUUCAGAAUUGUUGAUUAAAUUGUUCUUGAUGACGAAUGACAACUGUGAGAGAUUUAUUAUAUAAAUUAGCCUAGCUCAUGUUACAGAGAAAAGCAAUGUUGAUGGUUGUUUUGUCAUAACUCAACCAGACUUUUAUAGGACAAUACAUUCGUAAAUCAAAGAUGUCUUCCUGAAUUUGUUGACAUGUUCCAAGCGUUGUGGUAAUUCACUCUUAUCAGGAAUCAAAAGUGCAUAAUCCUAAGUGUAGUUUCUUUUUGUAAUUAAUGUGAAUUAUUUUGUUUAGUCGAGAAACACGAGGAGCUUUGGGUACCAUGUUUUUUUAUGUGUCCACUUAUUGUACUGUUUUUGUCAGUGCUUUUUGGAGCUGCUUAAGAGUUGCCAUGGUAACAACACUUUGGUUCUAGGUCACAUUAUUUAAUUAAUAAUAUAAGUUGCAAUGUGUCAUGCUGAAAAUAUUAUCAAUGUUUUGGACUGAUUCUGUUCUCAUAGAGAACAUUUUGUGCCAAAAUUCAAUCAAAGACAUACAAACACCUUAGGUAACAUUGUGGUAUGAUAGUUGCAGAAAAUAAUUCCUGUUUCGUGAAUAUUUGACUGUGUUUCACCUGAAGUAAGAUAAUGAUCUUCUUUUUAGAUUAUCAAAGUUUGUUUUCUUAUGAUUACUGUUGCUGCAACAGGGACGUGUUUUGACUGGGUUUUGUUUGUUUUGCCUACUAACAUGGAUCUGCUUCCAUCAAAUCUUUUGCCCACUUAUGUUGAACUGUUUGUGUGCAUUUGAGUGCAUAUAAUUGUCCCAUUAACAGUUUCUUUUAUCCCAGAAUCUCAUGGGUUCAGUCAAGUGCCGGUGUUAUAAUGUGUAUCAUUUUGUGUUUACUUCACAAUACUAACAAUAAGCCACUUUAGGCAUGUUUUUGUUUGGUUGGAUUAUGUUUGUUUGACGUCUACUGAGGGUUUCCUGUUUCACAAUUCCAAUGCUGUUGUUUAGAUUAUUCGUCAUGCUGGACCAAAAAGGAACUAAGUUGUAUAGAUGUUUUAAAUGAGGUGCAGUAGUUAUAUUACUGUACAGAAGGUCACAGUUAGUUACAUAUUGCCAAUUCUGUUAUUCAUUGUUACCAAAGUUAGUACAAUGUGACUAGAGACUUCCAUGUCCCACGUGGGCAUGUGAUACGCAAAUUAUCACACCUCUGAUGUGUGUUCAGAAAUUAUUUACUUCUACUUUUUGGUGUAAUCAGUUAGGACUUAUCAGAAUGAUGGCAAUAUGUAACUUUCUUUAGAGUGUACAUGUGUAUCUGUGUAGAGAUAUUUUUGAACCAAGAUCAUGUUGUACCUUUGUGACCAUGAGAGAUGGUGCAUUUGUAGAGAUGUACAUAUCAGCCACCAUUACACGUGUUGCCUAGCCCAACCACAGUCAGUGUAUAGUGCUAAUACCAUUGCUUCUUAUAUGUCUAAUUUGUUUGUCUCACUUCCUGCCUCAGUGCAUUCUGGGGCUGUUUGUCAGCCAUGUUGAAAGUAGUCCCGGGGUCUAACAUUUUUACAAUGGCUUGUUAUGUGUUCAUAUUCAUUUAUACUGGUUGCUGCAAAGUAGAUAUAUCUGAAAAUUUUAAAAAACUAAGAACCGUUUAGAACUAGGUGAUUUUAUUCAUACUGCAACUUUAAAUUCUGUUUUGAAGUGCUCUGUAUAGAUAGUUUUUCUCCAGUUGAUCAUAAUAGGGUGGGUGGAUACUGCAUAAUUGUUGAUAGAGUUGAUAUGUGAUUUUGGUGUUUAUCUGGAAUGAUAAAUGUCCUUCCCAAAAGAGUGAAAGUAGUGAUCCUGCUCUCCUCAUGUGUGCCACUGGGUAGGUCGGAAUAGCUCCUCUGUCCAACUAGAUGAUUUAGGGUUAAUAUAAGUGGAGACAGGUUACAUCAAAAUAGAGGCAAAUACCCCACUUACGCAGAGUGUGGACAAGUUUCAGGCCAUCUGUUUUGAAUAAUAAUGUAAAAGUUUUUAUUGUGAGCCACUGGGUGUUUAGUCGCAAUCACUACAAGAGUUCUUGGUAUUUCAUUACCUUGAGUUAGUCUUGAGACAGUCCUGAAUGGUAAUAAGUUCUGAUAAUAUGGAAUUUGUCAAUAGUGUUUGGACCCUUAAUAUUUAGCAAAGUAAUUAGUAAUGUAAUGUCAUUUUGCUGGGGGAAAACCACAUUCAAGGGUCAUUAUUGUCUUGACGGAUGAGUGUUUUGUAUGGGUGAGAUGGGACAACGGAACAUUACCAGAUUGGUAAAUCCUUUAUGACCAAAAUAAGUUGAUGGAAGUUAUUCUGAAAUUUCAAAAUCUUCCACGUUUUGUCAUGUUCUGGCUGAAAAUCUGCCCAUUCAACAGCUCUGUUACGUGUUUCACGAGAAAAGAAUUAUCUGUUUAGUUGUCACUUCAGACUUUGCAGCUUCCAAACAUUCACUGAUCAGAUCAACAGGCCUGCGUAUGCAUCAUUUUAAAAAGUCACUUGCAAGAUGAGUAAAAACAUCAAUUGUUCUAUUUUAGAAAAACUGUAAGCAACCUUUGGAAAUAUCGAAAGGAAAAACAACCAGUUUCUGAUUCUAAUGGUGACUGGUUAUCUGGUCAGUGAAUGAAACACUAUAGGAGAGCAUGCAAGUACCAAUUAGAACUUGUGUAUCAAGUAAUUCUCCUAGUUCCUCUGAUGAAACCCUUUUUAUCGUUCUGCAGGAAAAUCAUUCUGGUAACACACUGGUUUGAGUGAUCACUCCACUUGAGGAUCUGGGUUUGAUCUCCGUCAAGAAUAAAAUGUACAAAAUAACCUUCUGCGCCUUCCUCUCCUUCUCUCCCCACCCACUCCAUCUCCCAACCCCAACCCCAACCCCCAACCCCUUGAUUUUGCUGCAGGAUUGCUAAAAGCAGCACGACCCCAACUUUUUUCAAAACUUAAAGGAGAGUGUGUCUCUGUGAGAAUUUCUACAGCUGAUCUGCAAGCCAUGCUAGCAAUAUCAUUAAGGGCAUUUCAAAAUAAUUUAUUUUAUCACCUUGUACACAUGUCCUGUUUCUACCUCAGUGACAUCCACUUUAACAGAUGCCAGCUGGAAGGGGCAGGCAUUAAUAAACAUUGUAGCACAACAAGGGGAGGUUAUCACAAUAUUGGCAUAGAUAUCCAUAUAAAUAGGCAGUUAUGCCCCAAACGUAGCAGUCCAUUGAUUAAGAAAUGUAAGUGGUCGGGGUUUUUUGGCAUUAUUAUUAGUUCACGACAAUAAUUUACAUAGUUUUCCUGCCUUGGCAAUGAACUUCUUCCCGUCACCUCCAAAUAAAUUUCAGGAUUGGUAUUAACGCAACCACAACAUCCUUAUUUGUCUCACCAGUAUCCUGGGAAAAUCAUUAAUAUUCUAAUAAGGGCCAUUGUGUAGCCUAUUUGUGAACUGUUUAUCUUAUGCCUUAAAACUAAAGAUCGUGUGAGUUUGUUGGUGACUGCCCCUUUGAGUACAGUUACCUUGUAGUCCAUGAACAAUACCAUGUCAUACUGUUGUAAAUACAUUUACUGUUCAGUAUGUGCCAAAUAUCAUUCAUUGCAAAAAUAGUAAUGUAUUUUUCAAGGCAAUCAUUACAAAAUGUCAGAAAUGUGCCAUAAUCUAUGACGAGUUUUUUUGUCGUGUAUAUUUUUUAGCCAAAAUGUCCUGUUAUGAGGCUUUGGCCAAUGAUAAUAAAAACUAAUAAUAUUAACAUGAACUAUUUCCCCUUGCUCUUGUACUCUCAAGAACACAUGUUAAUAACUGCAUUUUUUUGUAUGUUAAUAUUGUCAUUUAUUCCCUAUUACUCCCCUGACGUUAAGAGCUUGGGUUGGCUUGUCUUGGAGAAAUUAUCCCAAGUGUUAUUUAUACUUUUACAGACUUGUUACAACAUAGUAUCCAAUGAAUUGAAAUGGCUUUAAUGUAUGACUGUAAUGUAUGUUUAAUUACUUGAUACACAACUACAAGCAGGUGAAGGGUUAGACAUAAGCGUCAUAGAUGUAUGGAAUAUGAGUGGUUUGUCAAGGGAUUCCAUCCUAAUAUACCUCAUUUGCAUAAAUACAUGUUAGCUAGGACUAUUUUUGGCACCACAUGGUUGAACCAUAAUGGUUAUAUCAUAUUUGUGAGGUUUGCACAAGUUUAUGAAUGAUUUGUUUGUUUUUUAAAAUUUGUGACUAAUCCUAGUCUGAGAUAUGUAUAUCUUUACAUAUGUGGUGAAGUUUAUCAGAUACCGAGCGCUGUUCUGACAUAAGUUAUGUCAUUGGCUGUGUUAAGUGUUAAUGUAGUGGUAUUUUCAGUUGAUUCACCUUUAUCUCAGAGUUAUUUUACAAGCUGGUGUCAUACCACUCAGUGGAUGUAAAACUUUUUGAAACGUAAUCAAACCUUUUGGACUUCUCAGGAGUGUUUUCAUUGGGGUAACCAAAUUGUGAAAGUGUUUGCUUGUCACUGAAAAACGAAGUUCUGAUACGUGAAACCCAUUCUUUGUGUCCUCUGCUGUGAUUUUGCAAAACAUUGCUAAGUCACUUCUGUUUGGGUUUUUUCUUGAAAGAUUUUGAAAUGUCAUGUUCUCUAAUUAAGCAGACCUCUAAUAUGAAACUCACCAAUUGAUGCCAUGUUGGUGCCAAAAAGUUUAAAUGUAGUAUGAAUGAUCACGCAUCCCAUAUGUCUAGUCAGCACCUUCAGCCAAACCCAAAUUUCAUCAAGGUAAUCCACAGUUGGGGCAAAAUGGUUCUUACUGUCUGGCCCCUUACCAUGGAUAUUAUAUGAAAUUGAGGUUCUUAGCUUGUCGUCACAUAGGCUAACUUAUUGUCACGUGCCAUUAAGCAUAAUUUCUCAUUAUCAUUGUGUUUGAUUUGUGCUUGAGUUCUUGCUCUCAUUGUCUGCUUCUGUUUGUGCUCAUACUACUCAUGUCAACUCAUCCAGACUAGAAAUGGACCAAUAAUUUCUUGUUUCGCAUCACAGAAGUGUGACGUCUCCGUGAAUCAGAGUCAUUGUAUCAUUGUCAUCAUUAAUGUACCUCAGGUCGGAACCCAGAAAAUAAAAAAAAUGGGAUCUUAGAAAAAAAAAAAAA
Molecule: messenger RNA, 10902 nt
Organism: Haliotis rufescens (red abalone)
Lineage: Eukaryota; Metazoa; Mollusca; Gastropoda; Lepetellida; Haliotidae
Product: forkhead box protein P1-like
Exons: 16
Coding region: 205-3078 (957 amino acids)
Biological process (GO): regulation of transcription by RNA polymerase II
Cellular component (GO): nucleus
Molecular function (GO): DNA-binding transcription factor activity, RNA polymerase II-specific; RNA polymerase II cis-regulatory region sequence-specific DNA binding
Source: RefSeq, a predicted model, not a curated record